This is a messenger RNA of Microsporum canis CBS 113480, 1554 nucleotides long. RefSeq lists its product as hypothetical. The transcript is spliced from 2 exons. The record is from RefSeq and is a predicted model, not a curated record. NCBI's taxonomy places the organism in Eukaryota, Fungi, Ascomycota, Eurotiomycetes, Onygenales, Arthrodermataceae. Bases 1 to 1554 code for a protein of 517 amino acids.
AUGUCUCCUUCGGUGGUAGCUGAGGCUACAGGGCUAAAUGAUGAAUUACGGAUCCUGGCGAGCGGGUUUGUUGCUCUCCUGGAGAUUGCACAAAAACUGACUCGCCAGGAGCAAGAACUUCAGAGUCGGUUGCAGUAUGCUUUUGAUGAGUACCAGAAACUCGCGAGCAAACUUCCUGAAGACUCAGAUAAUAAGCUAGAUAUAACCAUAGGCCCUGCCCAUGAUCUUUCGAGCUUUGAUGACACUGCCACUGACAAUGUCGAAUGGGUCACCAGUAUGGAGAAAGCAGGCUACAUAUCCUCUACAGAUACAAAGAACGUCACGGAGAGUUUAGAAAUCUCGACUGCUGCCUUACGCAAGCUAGAAAAUACACAAGACCUCAGUACUUUGCGAACUUGCCCCUUUGGUCAUGGAAAGCGUAGAACUUCGAUGGAACUUGAUUUCACGACAAAUGGUAUCAAGGGUGCUCUAGAUUGCCCCUUCAAUAAAUCCACCAAACCGCUCGCUGCCGGAGAACAGGGAGAUAUAAAUGGUGAAAGAUGUCAGAAUGAUAAUGGAGACCCUAUUAAAUUGGAGAAGAUUGGGGAUGGAACCGCUUCAACAACACGAUCUGUACACUCUUCAGCAGCACGCUGCCCCAUCCGGUACCUGGGAGACCACUCUCCUGAGGAACUGGCCGAGUACUUUCAGAACCACAAGCAUGAGAUUCCACGAAGUCACUCAAUUUGUAUCCGACGGUAUCAGAAUAAUCCACAGACCAGUCGUCAAAUUGAUGCCAAAUAUGGUAAUGUGAUCAAUAUGGUGAAAGGGCUAGGCGAAUACCACCAACCGUAUCUAUCAACUCCCCAUGAAAUAGAUGAGACUAGACAAGCGGAUGCUGGCGUUGGUGUUAGAUCGAGUUCAGUUGAGCGAGUCGAAAAAUGGGCAGAAGACGUGAGCAAUAAAUCUCCUCCCGCAGGCUCAACGUCACCUGAGGAAAUUGAAAUUGCUGCGCCCGCUCCCGAAGAACACCAAGCUCUCGCCAAUGGCGAUGAUGAACGAGAAGGUCAUUUCGAACGCCCUCUUCGUGAUGUUCGAGUUGGAGAAUCACCGAGUCGUCCAUGGGGUAUCCAUGUCCCUCCCGAACAACCCACAAUAGACCACCCCUUCAACAUACCACCCGAAUCACACUAUGAGAAGCCGGAGGAGGUAGAAGAAGACCCAACGAUGCUAUUACCUUCUCAAGGCCGUUUAAGUCCUCUUGGCCAGGCAUCUACUUUCGGAAAUGACGCUGAAGCGGAUGCCGAUGCCAACGUCACUCUUGGUGCAACGGUGGAGGACUUACCUCCUGAGCCUGAAAUAGACGAACCAAGCAGCCAUGUCCACUCACAUCAAAUGCCACAUACAAAUACACACACGAAUACCUAUUCUGUUCCACGAUCGAAUCUCUCCCCUGACGCGCCCAUUGCCCAUAUACCCAACCCGCAGCCGAGAAUGGUGUUUAACGGUCCUGUAUUCUUCGGAUAUACGGCCGAGGCAGCCGCCCUCCUUUUGGAGAAGAUGGGUCACAAAUAG